Necator americanus (New World hookworm) is the source of this 354-nucleotide messenger RNA. RefSeq lists its product as uncharacterized. The record is from RefSeq and is a predicted model, not a curated record. The coding region runs from base 1 to 354 and encodes 117 amino acids. The transcript has a single exon. Lineage: Eukaryota; Metazoa; Nematoda; Chromadorea; Rhabditida; Ancylostomatidae.
AUGGAUGAAGCCCAGCCUCAAGAACAAGCUGUAUUCCGUCAGGGGUUCCGCUGCUUGGACCACAUCCAGACCGUGUCGAGGGUCAUAGAUUUUUGCUGGGAAUACCUCCUGCCCAUUGUUCUAACCUUUUUCGACUAUGAGAAAGCCUUCGACAGCGUAGAAACGAAAGUAACACUGUCAGCGUUAAUCGAUCAAGGUGUGGACGCUUCGCAUGUGAGGACAUUAGCCAAUUGCUACGACCGAUCACGAAAAUACAGCAUCUCCACCGCUCUCUCACCAUACCCAUCUGAAGAGGGGUACGACAAGGCGAUAGUAUAUCGCCGAAGCUGUUCACUGCUGCAUUACAAUGGAUAG